Priapulus caudatus is the source of this 1599-nucleotide messenger RNA. Its product is annotated as monocarboxylate transporter 4-like. The coding region runs from base 72 to 1349 and encodes 425 amino acids. The record is from RefSeq and is a predicted model, not a curated record. Gene Ontology annotation, molecular function: monocarboxylic acid transmembrane transporter activity. Gene Ontology annotation, biological process: transmembrane transport; monocarboxylic acid transport. NCBI's taxonomy places the organism in Eukaryota, Metazoa, Priapulida, Priapulimorpha, Priapulimorphida, Priapulidae. The transcript has 4 exons.
AUCGACAAGAUGGUGGUUGGGCCUGGGUCGUACUUUUCUCGGCUUUUCUCGGGCAUUUCAUAUUCGUGGGGAUGUCGUUUUCGUUUGGCGUCUACUUCGUGGAGCUACGAAAUUUCUUCGGGAGUUCGGCGAGCCUAACUUCAUGGGUCGGCUCCCUCAACACCGGACUUCUGUUCGGAGCAGGUCCCAUAGCUAGCGCAUUGCUGAAUAAGCUUGGCGCUCGACGGACGGUGAUCAUUGGAGGCGUGUUGGCAUCGGGCGGUCUCAUUAGCGGUUACUUCGCCCAAAGCACCUAUCACAUCAUCAUCUCGUUUGGAUUGGUAGCAGGUAUCGGUUUUGGAAUAGCCUACACGCCAUGCGUCAUUAUGGCGGGAACGUAUUUCAAUAGAUGGCGCUAUCUGUCUACAGCCGUCGCGUGCAGCGGCGGUGGAUUGGGCGUGAUUGCCUUCUCUUUCAUCUUUAGCAAUCUGACGGAGGCUUAUGGCUUGCGAGGCUCUAUGCUAAUAAACGGUGGCAUAGCCCUGAAUCUCGUGCUCUGUGGUGUCCUCCUGCGACCGUUGUCUACCGCACCAGCCGCUAAGAUACCUGCCUGUGACGUCACGUUGCUGCGUGACGUCAAAUUGCUCAUCUUCGCCGUCAGUAUGAUCCUCUGGAACAUCGGCACAGUGACGGUUUUUGUCACAGUCAGUGAUUAUCUCAUAGAGAGUGGGAUAGCGCAAGAUAAAGCCUACUUUCUACUUACGAUCAUCGGUAUAUCCAACACGAUCGGGCGCCUGUUAGCUGGUUUCACCGCUCUAAUUCGCCACAUACGCUACGCUAACCAUUGGGUUUACACCGUAUCCGUGGCCGGCCACGCAAUAUCGAGCAUGCUGUUUAGUACUGGCGGAACAUUCGGCGUCUUCGCUCUGUAUGGAACACUGUUUGGGUUCUUUUUCGGUCUGCAGCUGGGAGCGUUGGCAAACGUUAUCAUAGAUCUCUUCGGAAUUAAAAAGUUCAACAACAGCUAUGGUUACCUUAUGUUUGCCGAGGGAAUUGGAAAUGUAAUUGGAGCUCCCAUUGCAGGUGCACUUCGUGAUUACACAAGGAGUUACGUCGUAUCGUUCCUUUGCGCUGGUUCGUCCAGUCUGCUGAGUUCUGCUAUUCUCGUCCUGCUGUAUUUCUGCGACAAAAGACAAAAACCCGCAUCGACCCACGUUGACAGAAAGCAACGCCACUCUUUAGUAGAAUUUCAUCAUAGAGUUGAGGAACAGUAUGACCCUCGCAAGAUGUCUACGUUAACAGCUGAGACUGUGGUAGCUGACGUUAGUGACGUCCAGGAGCCUGGUAACCUAGCUGUCACGUUGGAAUAGUGCUCUUUAUUGAUGUGAGUAGUGAAGUUGCUCUAACGUAUGAUGUAGGCACCAUGUAACACCAUGUUUAAGGCGUUUAAAACGCUUGUCUGUUUUGAAAGUCAGUUAGCAUAGAAUCAUGCUAUCACCCAUUCGUGACUGUUCACCAUGCAUUCAUAUAUAUGACGCCGGCUUCAUAAUCUAAGUAUCUAAGUAUCUAAGUAUCUAUAUAAUUUUAUGAUUUUAAGUUGUAUACCACUAUCUCCGUUAC